CAAUCACGAGGCAGCGCGUUCGCUUUAAAAGUUGCGUCUGGUGCCAGAGGAGACAGGAGCUUCUGACUCGCACACAGACAUCUCACACCAGACAAAAUGGUCCAGUGGACGGACUUCGAGCGCGCCACCAUCAAGGCCAUCUUCGCCAAGAUCGACUCUGCAGUCGUCGGUCCUGCGGCUCUUUCCAGGUGUCUGGUCGUUUACCCCUGGACUCAGAGAUACUUCGGGAAGUUUGGAAACCUCUUCAACGCCGACGCAAUUAGAUCGAAUCCCAAUGUGAUCGCCCACGGGAAGGUUGUCCUGGACGGUCUGGCCCGGGCCGUGCAGAACCUGGACGACAUCAAGGCCACGUACGCAGAGCUGAGCGUGCUGCACUCCGAGAAGCUGCAGGUGGACCCAGACAACUUCAAGCUGCUGGCCGACUGUGUUUCCAUUGUGGUUGCUGCUCAGCUGGGUAAAGACUUCACUCCUGAGGUGCAGGCAGCUUUUCAGAAGUUCUUGGCCGUGGCGGUGUCCGCGCUGGGGAAACAGUACCACUAGAGACCUGCAGUCGUCACGUGACCUUUGCUGAGAAAUUCAAAUACAAAUAAAAUAUUAAAAU
Betta splendens (Siamese fighting fish) is the source of this 601-nucleotide messenger RNA. Its product is annotated as hemoglobin subunit beta-2-like. Gene Ontology annotation, biological process: oxygen transport; hydrogen peroxide catabolic process. Gene Ontology annotation, cellular component: hemoglobin complex; blood microparticle; haptoglobin-hemoglobin complex. Gene Ontology annotation, molecular function: organic acid binding; oxygen carrier activity; peroxidase activity. Lineage: Eukaryota; Metazoa; Chordata; Actinopteri; Anabantiformes; Osphronemidae. The record is from RefSeq and is a predicted model, not a curated record. Bases 97 to 540 code for a protein of 147 amino acids. The transcript has 3 exons.